Molecule: messenger RNA, 4568 nt
Organism: Syngnathoides biaculeatus (alligator pipefish)
Lineage: Eukaryota; Metazoa; Chordata; Actinopteri; Syngnathiformes; Syngnathidae
Gene: srrm3
Product: serine/arginine repetitive matrix 3
Exons: 14
Coding region: 131-2164 (677 amino acids)
Molecular function (GO): mRNA binding
Source: RefSeq, a predicted model, not a curated record
GCAUUCUUCAAUGCUAACUUGAUUGGAGACGACCCGAAAAUCCUGUACGUCUUAUAGCACGACAACCGGAGUUUUGUCCGAUACUGUUAAACAUUUAGAAGGUGAAAAUAAAUGAAGGUACGUGGAAAAAAUGAGAAACACUUACCAUAGAGGACCCAUAUUUAAUGCCGAAGUCAAUGAUUUCGCCGAUAAGAGAUGGAACUAUUACCCCGCUUCCGCUUGUCUUGGACAACUGGAUCUACACAGGUAUUUGACUACAGUCAUCAUGUACGAUGCAGCAAGGGUACCUUCUCCCAAGGAUGGUGCAAAUGGACUGACCAAGCCACUCGUCCCCAGGGGGGGAACAGAGAUGGGGGCAACAACGGGAGGAGGGCGCCAGACACCAACAACAGCCCUACAAGGAAAAACUGAGGAAGAACAACCAGAUGGAGAGGAGGAAGAGACCAAAUCCGAGCCGGUCUUAGUGAAAAAGCCCCAAAGAGAGAUAUUGGACCACGACAGGAAGAGGAGGGUAGAACUGAAAUGUAUGGAGCUCCAAGAGAUGAUGGAAGAGCAAGGGUACACAGAGGAGGAGAUUCGACAGAAAGUCAGCACCUUCAGACAAAUGCUGAUGGACAAAGAGGGGGUCAUCACCAGAGAUGGUUCACAACCAGUGGUCAACCACAUCCACUACUACCCUGAAGAUGAUGCUGAGUUGGCUGGCGAUGAAGAUGGAGACUACGCCGAUGAUUAUCACAGUGAUAACAGAUUAAAGAGGAAAUCAAGCAGCUCUCCAUCCCCCCGUCCAAAGAAAAGAAAGAAGAAGAAAUCUGGCCGCCGAAAAAGUCGGUUUGGCAGCUCAUCACCCUCUCGUAGAGAGAAAAAGAAAAAGAGCAGCAAGAAACACAAACGUGACAGGUCGGCAUCAGGCUCCAGCAAAAAGAGGAGGUACAGGUCGGGCAGCCCAAAGGACAAACACAAAAACAAGAACAAACAGAAAAAGAGAUCCCCUGCUGAGACCCCCAGAAGGAGCACACAGCGCCAAGGCAGCUGUUGCAGCAGCCGCAGCGCCUCCCUGUCAUCCACCGGGAGCACCUCCAAGUCUCCCAGCAGACUGAACUCCAAGCACAAGAAGGAUGGAAAGAAGGCUCGCUGCGCUUCACUAUCCCCAGGCCAGAACAGUCCUACUGCUUGGCACAAUGGCGACCACACCCAGCGCAGUCACAAUUGCCACAAAGGCAGCGGCAGACUCAACCACACUGAGGGCCACAAGGUGCAAGAUAAGCUUCGCCUGCUGGCCACCGGCUCUGCAAGUAUCCAAUCCGCUUUGCUGAAAGAGCCGAAGCACCAUAGCGUCCCCAGCAGGAGCCAAGCAGCACACAUGUGCACCACAAGUGAAGCUGGAAGUGUGGAGAGUGUCAACGCGGCAGGGAGGAGAGCGAGCCGGCGAGGACGGAAUAAGAGCUCCCGUUCUCCUGCUCACAGCAGCGACUCGGCACAUUCCCACCGAAGCCACACUCACAGAGGGAGGAGCAGCCGUCAUCAGAGAAAAACAAAAAGCAGCCAUUCCUCCAAGCGUCACCACCGCUCCAGUCGAGGUCAGGCACACAAUCGCAGCCCGUCAGCCUCGUCAGGGCGACACUCGCACACGUCAAGCAGAAAGAAAGAGGUGUCACGGAGCAAGCAGAACCUGAGACGUCGCAGCAGCUCGUGGAGCAGCGAACAGUCCUCGUGCGCCCACAGGGACAGAGGCCUCAGCAAGGCCAAGUCGCCUCACAACAGGCAGAACACCUCCAGAGAGAGGGACAGCCCCAACCGCUGCGACAGCGACACCGACAGCCGCGCCCGCCGCCGCUCUCGCAGUUUCUCGCCCAUUCGCAAACGGAGAAGAGAUUCACCCAGUUUCAUGGAGGCUCGUAGGAUUACCAGCGCUCGGAAACGUCCGAUCCCGUACUACCGCCCGAGCCCGUCGUCGUCGAGCUACGACAGCAGCCCCUCGCACUCCAGUCGAAGCUACAGCAGCUACAGUCGCAGUCGCAGCAGGAGCAGGAGCCGCAGCAGGAGCAGGAGCAGGAGUCGCAGUCGCAGCUGGAGCCGCAGUCAGAGCUGGAGUCGGAGCAGGAGUCGCUCGCACAGUCACCGCAGUUACUCCAGCCACAGCAGUACCGACAGCCCGGGGUUCUGAGCAGAACGCAGACCAGAACACGAGGGAGGCAACUAAAAUUGGGUUUUUAAUAGGGUCCAGGUCCAGGGUCCAAAUCCCUUUCACCCAAUAGAGUAUUACCUCACUGCUACAGAGUCUGUUUCUGUAAUUUGAGAAAACGGCACUCUGUACUUGUUAAAAAUUUGGCCAGUGACAGUCAUUAGGAUGUGCCUUGACACACCACAAUGGAUUUGAAAUAAACCAAACAGCAUGGAAUUGAAGUUCAGCAUUAGUUCAAAAGUUUCACCAAAAAUAAUGCUUUUACUAGUUCACAAAAUGAAUGAAAAUGUACAAUUGAGAGACCAUUAUAGGUUUACUCCUCCCACACAAUUUAACCUCAUUUAAACUCAUUCAAACGAACUUUUUAAAGUGUUCCUUAGCACUAUCAAGAUAGGAGAGAGUAUGUUUGUGUAAAUACCGCAUCAUCACUUUUAGGAAAUAAUGAUUUGUUUUAUUUUAAAUGAAAGUCUACACUAAAGUUUUUUUUCCAUUUCAAAUCCAUUGUUGUGGUGUUUAAAGGCAAAGUUAUAAAAACCCAAGAUGUAAAAAAUAUUUCCCAAAAAUCAGUACACACAAGUGAAACAUUGUUUGGUAGAGCCCCCUUGAAACAAGUCUUGCCCUUUCUUGGCAUAUUUUUUGACUUAUUUCGCACCAAAUAAUGGAAAUGCGUCAUAUGUGUGUAUAGAUUAAACAUUAAUGUAGAGCAAAUGACACAGCAUAGGGAAAAGUCAGAAUUUAUCCCCCCCCCAAAAAAAAAAAAAAGCGUUCACUCCCCGAGAGCAACAAGAUCAACGGAAGUAAGAACAAAAGAGCAGAAAUUAAUUUUUUUAUGUUUUAAAUUGUAUAGGUUCCUCUGUAUAGAUCUCUAAUCUUCUGGCUUUGUAAACUAUGCACUGUAUAUUCCAUUAUAGCAUGGCGAACUGGAGGGGAAGUGGCCCCAUCUGUGGGGGGGAUACGUGGCUCGAACUCAUCUUGGUGGACGGUAUGCCAGACAGUCACAAGUACAUUUGUAUUAAUCUGUAUUUAUGACUUUAAAUCUGCCCUAUCUCAAUGAGUCUGAUACGUAUAUCGGUUAUGCUUUCCUUAAUGUACUGUAUUUGUGCGUGCGUGUGUGUGUGUGUGUGUAGCGAGGUACACACAUGCUGAUUUUUCAUAUUUUAACAUUUAUUUUGAUUCUGAGGACCCCCACCCACACAAACACGUAGUGUCCUCUUUAUUCUCUUUUCCCUAUUUUGAUGCAACAAAAGCGCACAGAAAUUCCACAUGACAAUCACAAGAUUUUGUGGCUCGGCCCAAGUAUCAGUAAGGGUAAAGUUUAUCAUUUACGGUUGCUGAGUGGGAAAACAACUCCAAAAAACACCCCGCACCACAGGAUAACCGCAAUCUUGACUUAUCGGUAUGUGUGUACCCAGCUUUCUAACGAUGACUGAGGCUGCCCUCGCACUAUACGGGAGAACUUACUGCAAAACUUUCCGUGCACAUUGAAUUUGCAAAUCAACUAUUUAUUGUAUUUAUUGUAUUUAUUUAUACACAUAAUGAUUUAUUUAUUGAAGUAUUUAUCAUUUGAAGUUAUUUAACCAGUUUUUAGCUCUAGGCCAGGGUCUUCAAAGUUGGUCAAAUCAUGUUUGGGACAUAUGUUUCCCCGCGUGAUGAUCACAUGUUGCUUGGUUAGAUGGCUUCCAGAUGUGCCGUCUGGGUGGAGAUACAUUAUGUUGGAGAUCAUCUCAUAACCAGUGGAAUGGAUCCCCACGAUUGUCAUUAUUUCAUGGGGCUUAUUGGUUCAGUACGAGAGGUCUCAUUCAAUUGCACUCUUAAUGUAUGCAAAAAAAAAAAACAUCUUUCUGAAAGAAUGCAUUCAUCAAAUGGGAGUUUGAGACGCUUCCUGAAUCUCAAUGCCUCAUCUUGCCCAGAGAUUUUCGACAAUUCUAUGCUUCCACUGACGGGGACAAACUUUGAAGAAGGUAGUUUUGGGUUCCCCCACCGUGCAAGGUCCCAAAUCCCUUGACCUGUACUAUUUCAAACACAUUGGAAAUGUAUCAUUUUUCUCUUAUCAAGAGUGGAAACAACUUCAGUAUAUGUCACUUUCAGUUUUGGCAAAGCGUCCCAAUACUUCUGUCCAUAAAACAUACAAUGGGGCCAAGACGAGCAGUGCCACGAUCAGGAUCCGUCCUGCCUAAGACGUGUUCAUCUGCCGAUGCAAACAGUCCACCAGAAAGUCUUCCUACCACUUUACACGUGUCGUGUCAUAUGCACUUUGUUGCGUUCCGUGUAAAACCUGUCCUUAAUUUAUUCAAAAUGUAGUACCGCCCCUUUUGGUCCAUUCAUCCUUCUUUGUAGUGUACAGGUUAAUAUUCCUGACAAUAAAUUGAAAGAAAUGGGCAAAACA